Molecule: messenger RNA, 918 nt
Organism: Nestor notabilis (Kea)
Lineage: Eukaryota; Metazoa; Chordata; Aves; Psittaciformes; Psittacidae
Product: SET-binding protein-like
Exons: 3
Coding region: 170-787 (205 amino acids)
Source: RefSeq, a predicted model, not a curated record
UGGCAGAUCUGGUCUCUUCUGAGCAACCCGCAGCCUCUGGUCCAUCCAGACGUUGAAUUCAGCAGACGGAUACCAUUCGUUCCCUGGGAUUGUACCUGCCCUUGAUCUCCUCAUCCCCUCCCGUGCUCCCCUUACCUCUGAUAAAACUCCAGAGCGUUGCUGUAUUGCUAUGGAGCCCAGGGAAACUUUGGGCAGCUCCCGGCAAAGGGGAGGUGAGGCAGACUUCCUGCCAGCCACUGUCACCUCUGUGAAGCCUCCUCCUACCUCUGGCUGCACAGGGGAGACGAUGCUGCCCACAGCAGGCUCGGGGAAGGGGAUCCCAGUGAGCAGCGAGAGGCUGGAGCCUGAGGAAGAAGAUGAGCUGGGUUCUGGAAGAGAUGUGGAUUCCACUUCCAAUGCGGACAGUGAGAAAUGGGUGGCGGGAGAUGGUUUGGAGGAGCAGGAGUUUUCCAUCAAGGAGGCUAACUUCACAGAGGGGAGUUUAAAGCUAAAGAUCCAAACCACCAAGAGAGCUAAGAAGCCCCCAAAGAACUUGGAGAACUAUAUUUGCCCUCCCGAGAUCAAAAUCACCAUCAAGCAGUCUGGAGAGCAGAAGCUUUCCAGAGCUGGGAAAAAUAGUAAAGCAGCUAAAGAAGAGGACAGAUCACACUCCAAAAAGAAAGGAAAAGUCAUUGGAGAUACGAAACUGCUUAUGAGUUGUGGUUGCAGAAAAGGGAAAAAUGCUCAAGUGAAAGACUCAGAUCAGGUAAGCCAUGCAUUAUACAGUACCCUCUCUAGCAAUGAAUGACAGGAGGGGACAGUCUGCAAAAAUUCUGGAUGGUACAUCACUUUCCCUUACCUUCCAGGAGAGAGAAACAUAAGGAAUGAUGUAUUCAAUUAAUAGGCAGAAUUUGUGAAAUAAAAACCUAUUUGCAGUGC